Messenger RNA from Aspergillus pseudonomiae, 1722 nucleotides. RefSeq names its product acetyl-CoA synthetase-like protein. The record is from RefSeq and is a predicted model, not a curated record. Gene Ontology annotation, molecular function: very long-chain fatty acid-CoA ligase activity. NCBI's taxonomy places the organism in Eukaryota, Fungi, Ascomycota, Eurotiomycetes, Eurotiales, Aspergillaceae. Bases 1 to 1722 code for a protein of 573 amino acids. The transcript has 4 exons. Gene Ontology annotation, biological process: fatty acid biosynthetic process.
AUGAACCAACAGGCCACUCUUCCAAACGAGCCUCUCUUUGCCCAGCUUCUCCACCUCUCCAAGCACACCCAGCAUGUUGUCAUCCACGAUUCAGCCUCGGGCGUGGAAGCAAAUGCGGCCCAGCUUCUGGCAAGUAUGAUGGCCAUGCGGCAGUCGAUAUACGAUUCGUUGCCAAAGACCGAUUUCAACGAGAAAGGGCUUGUCGUGGGGCAUAUGCCGUCAAUGUUGGUGAUUGCACCAGGAAACUAUGAGUAUUUUGUCGCUGCAUUUGCUACUCUCAGUCUUGGUGCGGCGGUGGUGCCCACUUCAAUGGGCAUAAUGCCGGAGGAAGCGCACUAUCUCCUACAAAGAUGCACGUCUACUUGCAUCCUAGCAGGUUCCCAAUGCAUGGACCGUGCCGAGGAGAUUAAGAUCUAUGCGGCAUCGCAAGGCCUGCAAGUCACUGUGGUCCCUAUCACGACGGAGCAAACCCCGAGAGUCGUCCCUGUCAUCGAUGAAGCAUUGACCAUUCCGCCGGAUCAUCCCAGUAUCAUCCUCUUCACAUCAGGCUCAACUGGCCCGCCGAAGGGAGCAGUCCACUCCCGGCGUCUUUUUCAGUCCUCGCCCAAGAAUCCUUCAGGAGAGGUCUUUCUCAGUCACCGUCCGAUUCACUGGGUUGCCGGCGCAAUGCCUCCACUCAAGCAACUGCUGAACGGCUCUCGGGUCGAAACCCUCCAGCAAGUGGCAAUGGACGACCUCGCCCAAGCCCUGUGGGAGCGUCUGCGCAAAGGUGACGUGACCAUCGUCUCCUGCACACCGCCAGUGUGGUCGCGCAUGGCCAAGUUCUUCCAGCAACAUCUCCGCCAGCUCCCCAACGACGAACUCGGUCAAUACGUCCGUGGGAUCCAGAAUCUGCGUGUUGCACGGGUUAGCGGCUCUGCUACAGCGCCUUCAGUUCUGCGCUUCUGGCGAGAGAUGCUCGGCUGGCCGUUGAAAAAUUGCUAUGCGAGCACAGAACACGCCUCCCCAAUUAUGGAGACGGACAAUCUGUCCGACAUUGACCUCGAGGCAAGUUCUUUCUUUAUCCGUUGCAUCGGCAAGCCACGCCCCGGUGUCAUGGUCAAACUCUCUGAAGGCGAUUCCGGAGAGAUUCUGGUAAAGAGUCCGUUUCUGUUCUCUGGGUAUCUCGACGACGAGGAGGCAACCCGCGCCGCAUUUGACGACCAAGGAUUCCAUAAGACAGGUGACUUCGCACAUCGCGUUGGUGACCAUUACGUCCUCGAUGGUCGAGCUUCUACAGAUUUCGCCCGUUACUAUGGCUACAAAGUUCCCAUCCAACUAGUUGAAAUCCACCUCAACGAGCUCGCUUACAUCCACGAAGGCUGUAUUCUCCCCGUGCCCGACCCCCGAACUGCCGGCCGAGUAGCAGCGCUGGUCCGCUUCGUCGAUGACAGCCCAGAAGCAGCAGGCAAGAAGAACCUGAACGCCAUUCGGGCUGAUCUGUCGGACAAGCUGGCUGCGUAUCAGCUUCCCACGCUGCUACGCAUUCUGCAGACCGGCGAAGAAAUUCCAAAGGCAGCAGUCAGUGGUAAGUUUCUUCGGAAGCAGGCGGUUGGCCAAUUCUUUCCUACUUGCCAGGACUUUGAAUUGUUGUCUAACGUCGAGGUGUGGGAUGAGAAUACUGCACAGAUGGGACCACGCAAGGCGUGGGAUUGGGCUGGUUUAAGUAAUAGUACUUCAUAA